Molecule: messenger RNA, 1353 nt
Organism: Eurypyga helias (sunbittern)
Lineage: Eukaryota; Metazoa; Chordata; Aves; Eurypygiformes; Eurypygidae
Gene: SQOR
Product: sulfide quinone reductase-like (yeast)
Exons: 9
Cellular component (GO): mitochondrion
Molecular function (GO): FAD binding; sulfide:quinone oxidoreductase activity
Source: RefSeq, a predicted model, not a curated record
AUGUCAGCAAUCGGAGUAGUGUCCUCCUGUUCCUGUCUCUGUCCUGGUGUGUGGCUGCUGAAACCAGGCAUGCAGAAGUUGAGCUCUGUCGCCUUACACACGGCAGCCAGGUGUGCUGCCAAGGAUUAUUAUGAAGUCCUUGUGUUGGGUGGAGGCGCUGGUGGAAUCACCAUGAGUGCUCGGAUGAAGAGGAAAGUGGGGGCAGGAAACGUGGCUGUUGUUGAGCCGAGUCAGACUCAUUACUACCAGCCGCUGUGGACCCUGGUUGGCGGUGGUGCAAAGCAGCUGGCAGCUUCUGCGCGUCCAACCGGAAGCGUAAUGCCUGCAGGCGUCGAGUGGAUCAAAUCUCGAGUUACAGCGUUGGAUCCCGACAAGAACUGCGUCUGGCACUAGAAUGAUACCAAGGUAUCGUACAAGUAUCUGAUAAUUGCCCUUGGGAUCAGUCUGCAUUACGAAAAGAUCAAAGGCUUGCCUGAGGGUUUUCAUCACCCCAAAAUAGGUUCCAAUUAUUCAGUUCAUACAGUAGAGAAAACGUGGAAAGCUUUGCAGGAUUUCAAGGAGGGAAAUGCUAUCUUCACUUUUCCAAAUACUCCAGUGAAGUGUGCAGGGGCUCCUCAGAAGAUCAUGUAUUUAUCAGAGGCCUACUGGAGGAAAACAGGCAAACGUUCCAAAGCGAACAUAAUGUUCAACACUUCACUUGGCGUCAUUUUUGGUGUGAAGAAGUAUGCUGAUGCCUUGCUUGAAAUAAUAAAGGAGAGGAAUAUCGCUGUUAACUACAAGCGCAACCUGGUAGAAGUGCGAGCAGACAAGCAGGAAGCUGUCUUUGAAAACUUGGAUAAACCCGGAGUGACUGAAGUUCACCAGUAUGAAAUGCUUCACGUCACCCCCCCGAUGGGGCCACCCGAUGUGCUCAUCAACAGUCCUGUCUCGGAUGGAGUUGGCUGGGUGGAUGUAGACAAAGAAACCCUACAACACAAGAAGUACCCUAACGUGUUUGGCAUUGGAGACUGCACCAACCUUCCAACAUCAAAAACUGCUGCAGCUGUAGCUGCCCAGUCUGGAGUGCUUGACAAAACUAUCUCCCUGGUAAUGAAGAACCAGUUGCCAACUAAAAAGUAUGACGGAUAUACUUCCUGCCCGCUAGUAACGGGCUACAACAAGGUCAUUCUCGCAGAAUUUGACUACGAUGCGCAGCCUCUGGAGACCUUUCCCAUCGACCAGAGUAAGGAGAGAGUAACCAUGUACCUUAUGAAAGCGGAUAUGAUGCCUUUUCUCUAUUGGAACGCACUACUUAAGGGCUACUGGGGAGGACCAGCUCCCGUCAGGAAGCUAAUGCAUCUGGGCCUGAAGUAA